This is a messenger RNA of Aspergillus campestris IBT 28561, 786 nucleotides long. Its product is annotated as 4a-hydroxytetrahydrobiopterin dehydratase. The transcript has 3 exons. Gene Ontology annotation, biological process: tetrahydrobiopterin biosynthetic process. The coding region runs from base 41 to 613 and encodes 190 amino acids. The record is from RefSeq and is a predicted model, not a curated record. Gene Ontology annotation, molecular function: 4-alpha-hydroxytetrahydrobiopterin dehydratase activity. NCBI's taxonomy places the organism in Eukaryota, Fungi, Ascomycota, Eurotiomycetes, Eurotiales, Aspergillaceae.
CCGAAGGACCACAACGACAAGAUUCCCCCACACAUUGAAUAUGGACGCCAUCGCCCGAACCCUACGGCCCAACCGCUUCCUCCUCCACAGCCUAAACCCCACGCGACGAUGCUACCAUCGGGGACUCGCCCCGGUUGCCUCCUUAGCUACUAGACCAGCUCUCCAUCUCCGCCCCAGUCCAACAUCCCCUCUCCGCCGGCCGACCCAAACUCCCUUCCUACCCACGCGACUCUCAUCGACAUCCACACAAUCGCAGCCAGCACCGAAAUUCGCAGACGGGGUGGAUGUAGCGACGGCGAAGGAGGGGGUCGACGCGCUGUGCGAGCAGGGAUGGGUGCUGGAUGGGGAUGGGGCGGGGUUUAAGAAGACGUUUUAUUUUCGGUCUUAUUUUAAGGCUGUUAGUUUCGUCAACGUGAUUGCUUCGCAUAGUGCGACGAAGAAACAUCAUGCUACUAUGACUGUUCGCAUCGGCUCAGUCGACGUCCACUGGACGACUCACCACCUACGCGGUCUGACGGAGAAAGAUAUCGGGAUGGCGCGGGUUUGCGAGGACGCGGCGGAGUUGAUGGGGGUUGUGGAGGAGGGGAGGGGGAAGAAGUGUGGGUCUGCUUGAUUUGUAGCUUAGGUGGGAGGUAGUGUUGUAUCUCUCCGUACCUGGGGAUGGAUGUGGAUGUGGACAGUGUAUGAUAUGGACCUAGGAGGAGAUGUGUAUAAUAUGGUCGAUCUUCAUGUGAUUGUAUGAUUCGUGUUGUAUUUUAGUCAGUAAUCCAGGGAACUUAGUGAACG